UUUCAUAUAUUGCUUUCCCUCUGCUAGGACUGUAGAGGAAAGACUACAUCUGCUUGGACUGGACCCAGUAAACAGAUUUCAGCUGCAGAAUUGACACACUCAGAACAGAGCAACCCUCAAGAGUUGGGUACAGGCAUAAUAGGGGUAGACAUGUGGUUGUCUUUGGUGCUACUCCUAGCUUCAUUAGCCACUCAGGCUGCUACAUCCAGGGAACGGGAAUGGGCUCAACAUGGAGCUUCCAUAUUUGCUGAUCUCACCCCUCGUGAGAUGCGUGCUGUGAGAGAUUACCUUCAUUCCCGCAGUGAGUUGGGCCUUGUUUCAGCUCGAGAUAAGUCCCUCAAGAAGAACAGUAUCCUCCUCAUGGAGCUUCAUGUUCCGCGAAAGCAUGAGGCCCUCCGGGCACUGGACAGAGGCCAGGCCAAACCACCACGUCAGGCUUGUGUGGUGAUACAGUUUGCCAACCAGGCCCAUCCUAAUGUAACAGAGUAUAUUGUUGGGCCUCUGCCUUUCCCAGAUUCCCAUCAGCUCAAGACCUUCAAAGGCGACCGACCUAUCAGCUUUGAAUCCCGCCCAAUCUCUUCUGUAGAAUACGAACACGUGGAUGCCAUCUUAAAUAAGAUUGCCAAGAAAGUGAACAAGAUUCUGCACGAGAGCACAGGCUUCACUUUUUCAAACUGCACUGACCGGUGCCUGACCUUCUCAGACAUAGCUCCACGUGGGCUGGAACCAGGUGAGAGGCGAACGUGGAUCAUGCUGCAGAAGUUUGUGGAGGGAUAUUUCAUACACCCUGUGGGAUUUGAGGUUCUUAUCAACCACAAAGACCUGGAUCCAGAGAAGUGGACUGUGGAGAAAGUGUGGUAUAAUGGGCAGUACUUUGAUAGUGUGGAGGAGCUGGUGGAAAAGUACGAGAUGGGAACCAUUUCUAAACUCAAGCUGCCUGAACAUGAUGAGCAGGACCUAUACUCUACCUACAUUCCUCGUGGUCAUAGCAAUACACACACAAAUAUCCAUGGGCCUAAGCUUGUAGAGCCUCAAGGCCCCAGAUACCAAGUAGAUGGAAACUUUGUGGAGUAUGCAGGAUGGUCUUUUGCAUACCGUGUUCGCUCAUCUGCUGGCCUCCAGAUCUAUGACCUUCGCUUUAAUGGAGAGAGAGUUGCCUACGAGGUUAGCUUGCAAGAGGCCAUUGCCUUCUACUCAGGAGACACUCCAGCUGCAAUGCAAACAAAAUAUAUAGAUGCUGGCUGGGCCAUGGGGACCUCUGAUUAUGAGCUUGCACCUGGUAUUGACUGUCCUGAAAUUGCCACCUUUGUGGACAUGUAUCAUUUCUAUGACACUGACAAGCCAGUCCGGUAUAAGAAUGCAUUAUGUAUCUUUGAGAUGACUACAGCCUCACCUCUCAGGAGACACUUCAAUAGUAACUUUAAAGGUGGCUACAACUUCUAUGGGGGCCUUGAAAAUCAUGUUCUAGUGAUCAGAACCACAUCCACUGUCUACAACUACGACUACAUCUGGGACUUCCUCUUUUAUCAGAAUGGAGUAAUGGAGUCUCGAGUUAGUGCCACUGGGUACAUCCAUGCCACAUUCUUCACAGAAAAUGGACUGAACUAUGGAACCAGGGUUUACAACUACGUUCUUGGAAAUCUGCACACGCAUCUUGUUCAUUACAAAGUAGACCUUGAUGUUGCAGGUCGAGACAACAGUUUUGAGUCACUGGAACUCAAAUAUGUCAACUUCACCAAUCCUUGGAGUCCCAAACAUACCAUCAAACAGUCCAUCCUCCACAGGACACAAUAUGAAACAGAGCGUAGCGCUGCCUUUCGCUUUGGCAAGAAGUUCCCUCGCUAUUUACACUUUUAUAACCAAAAUCAGAAGAACAAGUGGGGGCAUCAGAAGGGUUACCGCAUUCAGUUUAAUUCACAUGCCAACAGCGUUCUGCCCCGAGGCUGGAGAGAGGAGAAUGGCAUUCCAUGGUCGAGAUACCCUUUGGCUAUAACCAGACAUAAGGACAGUGAGGCCACCAGCAGCAGCAUCUACACCCAGAAUGACCCAUGGGAGCCUGUGGUGUCAUUUGAGGACUACAUCCGCAACAAUGAAAACAUUGUGAACCAGGAUUUGGUUGCCUGGGUUACAGUGGGUUUCUUACAUAUCCCACACUCUGAAGACAUUCCCAACACGGCGACACCCGGAAACGCCGUAGGCUUCUUCCUUCGUCCCUUCAACUUUUUCAAUGAGGACCCCUCACUAGCAUCACGCAGCACAGUCAUCGUGCGACCAGACAAGGAAGGCAAACCAAAAGUUCAGAGAUGGACUCCAGAGGUUGUAGGUCACUGUGUCUCAGACAAGCCUUUCUUCUACAAUGGCACAUAUGUUGGUGUCUAAUCAUUUGAAGUAUUUGAAGUGAUUUUAUGUCAGGUAAAAGAUGUGGUGUGAAAUUCGUAGGGGUAGCUACAUAAAUAAAUAAAUAAAACAUUGAGACACAAUAUUUAUAAGGUUUGCAAGUAUCUGAAAAGCCUUUAAUCUACAUGUAUGUAUGUGCACAUCUACAUAUUCUCUCAAAACCUAAUGUCAAUGUCAAAAACUACUGUUAAUGCUUACAAUUAUUAUGUUAGAAACUGGGGAGGGGGGGUGUUUUGUUUCUUUUCAUUAUAUUUUAAGCUUUGUCAAAAAUAAAUGAAUAAAUAAAUAAAACUGCUGUAUUACUACCAGCAUCAGAUUCA
Molecule: messenger RNA, 2717 nt
Organism: Pygocentrus nattereri (red-bellied piranha)
Lineage: Eukaryota; Metazoa; Chordata; Actinopteri; Characiformes; Serrasalmidae
Gene: aoc1
Product: amine oxidase copper containing 1
Exons: 5
Coding region: 151-2379 (742 amino acids)
Biological process (GO): response to antibiotic; amine metabolic process
Cellular component (GO): plasma membrane
Molecular function (GO): copper ion binding; diamine oxidase activity; quinone binding
Source: RefSeq, a predicted model, not a curated record